CACUGUAAUGGCUUUUCUCUUAGGGAGUUUUGUCUUCUGUAGAGGAGAUAGGACGUGUACAACUGGCGUCAUGCCGGUUAGGAAUCAAUAAAUGCCAUAAGGGAGAGGCAUCCUGUGCUGUAGGAAAUGAGGAGGGAGAAGGGAAAGGCUUGCGGGGAGGAAGUAGUUUUGAACUGGGCCUGGAAAGAUAGACGGAAUAUUUUAACUGAGCCAAUAGGCUACUUGGAAUCCUGUUUCUCGGCCAAGAAUGGUACUCCAAGGCAGCCAUCUGUUUGUAGCUAUUCGCGGGCCUGUUUGAGGAUUAGAAAGAACAUCUUUAAUAAUCCUGAGCAUUCCUUGAUGGGCCUAGAGCAGUUCUCUCAUGUUUGGAUUUUGUUUGUGUUUCACAAAAAUGGUCAUUUGAGCUGUAAGGCAAAAGUGCAGCCCCCGAGGCUGAAUGGUGCAAAGACUGGAGUUUUUUCCACAAGGAGCCCUCAUCGUCCCAAUGCAAUAGGACUGACCCUGGCCAAGCUGGACAAGGUAGAAGGUGGAGCUGUACACCUUUCUGGAAUUGACAUGAUCCAUGGCACACCUGUGUUGGACAUAAAGCCCUACAUAGCUGAUUAUGACUCACCACAAAAUAUGACAGAGCCUCCAGGGGACUUUAAUUUACAGAAUAACCAAUAUAAGCCAAAAACCGAUUCUCAGUCUGAUGGCAAGACUGAGAGCUGUGAGCAGCAACAGCUCUCAGGGUGUGACGAACCACAGCCCUACCAUAGCACUAAGGAGAGACCUAAGUGUCCUGAAGACAGAACUUCAGAAGAAAACUACCAGAAACACAAGGACACAGCAAAAAUCCAUCAAACUUUGCCUAAGCGCGGGGAUAUAGCAGUGGAUUUAGGUUUGGAAUCCAGAAGUGACCCAAGUCUGAGUGUGGCAGAAGAGCACAUUGGUCCAUAUGGCCUGGAGAAGAGCUUUUCUACGGAGCGUACAGAGAAGAAGCUGAGGAGAGAGGGAGGAGCCGCAGCUCCACAAGGAAGCAGUGCAGAGAUGCAGCCCAUGGCUCCUCACUGCCCUGCCAGAACGGCUGAUGGAGCCCCCCACAGCACGGUCCCCGUCUGGCUGCGGGAGGCCCCUGCGGCCACGUUGGAAGUCCGCUUUACUCCUCACGCAGAAAUGGACCUCACGCAGCUCGGUUCAGGAGGUGAACCAGGUGUUGGUCAGGCACCAUUUAAAUAUUUCCAGUCAGCAGAGGAAGCAAAGCGAGCCAUUGAGGCUGUGCUGUCAGCUGAUCCUCGGUCUGUGUAUCGCCGGAAGCUCUGCCAGGACCGCCUUUUCUACUUCACUGUAGACGUAGCACAUGUCACUUGCUGGUUUGGUGAUGGCUUUGCAGAGGUUCUAAGGAUCAAGCCAGCUUCUGAGCCUGUUCGGAUGACUAACCCUGUGGAGUCCCUGGUGUCUCUGGGCUCCUAAGGAACAGCCUCAGGGGCCAGCCUGAGGCUCACUCAGGAGAGUGUGGUGCUGAUAACACCAAGGCCACGGGUUCAGAUCCCUAUAUUGGGAUGGCC
Molecule: messenger RNA, 1547 nt
Organism: Galeopterus variegatus (Sunda flying lemur)
Lineage: Eukaryota; Metazoa; Chordata; Mammalia; Dermoptera; Cynocephalidae
Gene: TRMO
Product: chromosome unknown open reading frame, human C9orf156
Exons: 5
Coding region: 127-1452 (441 amino acids)
Source: RefSeq, a predicted model, not a curated record